AAACCCGAACCGCUUCCUAAAUCCUAAAGCCUCCUCCUUCCACAGACUUCCAAGGGUUUCUCAAAUUCAUUACAAAUCUCAUACCGGCGGACGCGGCGGCGGCGGCGGUGGCGGUUUUUUCCGUUUGCGGAUUUAACCAUGGAUUGCGGAGGAACAAGGCGGAAGCGAGAGCGAUGUGAGGAUUCGAGUGAUGCGAAACGAGAAAGCGGGAUUGAUGACCUACCCGAUGAAAUUCUUGUUUCCAUUUUGUCGCGAUUGAGCCUCAAAGAAGCUGAAAGAACCAGUGUUCUUUCGCGUAGAUGGAGAUAUUUGUGGACGUUUACAUCUGGUAGUCUGGAAUUUGAUGCUUGGAACACCAAGAAAGGAACUCCAAUGAGCCGGAAAGGAUUUCGAGAAUGGGUCAAUCAUGUCCUCGAAUUGCACGAGAACGACCAGAUUGAUAGUUUUAUAGUGCGUUUUCAAGUGUUGUGGGCUGCACGGUUUCUUGAUAACUGGAUUAUUUGUGCUUUGAAAAAGCAACCCAGAAAUUUCGAGCUUAAUUUGUCUCUUGAACCUAUUGUUCGUCGAGGGUAUGAAUUUUUCAAGCUGCCGGAGCUAACAAAGCAUGGGCUCCAAUCUGCCUUUGGCAACUUAAAAUCCCUCGAAUUGGCAUCUGUUGAUAUUACUGAUGAAAUGAUUCAUUAUGUAGCCGCUUCUUGUUGUAUGAGUCUUGAACGGUUGAGUAUAUGUGCCUCUUAUUCUACACAGAGUCUCAAACUAAUUGAUCCGAUGCCAAAGUUGAAAUUUCUUUCAAUAUGUCAAUGUCUCAACAUUAAGAGUGUGGAUGUUUCUGUGGCAAGUCUUGUCUCUUUUACCUACAGUGGAACUGCGAUUGCUUUAUCGAUCAAACAGUGUUCAAAUCUUAAUGAAUUAGAACUAGGUGGGGGAUUGUCCCCGUCUUUUCUAUUUGGCGCUGAUAAAUAUUUGGGUGACUCAAUUCAUUUGGAGAGGCUUAGCUUCGAUCUUCCUUAUUUGUUUGGUGAAAUUCCAAGGGAAAUUGUCUCGAUCAAUUUACCUCAUUAUCAAUCGUUGAAGCAUUUGGAAAUAACAGCUAUGUCUGUCAUUUGGCGAAGUCUUCUCUUCUUCACUAUGUUGAUUAAAACAUGCCCUCUCUUGGAAGAAUUUAAAAUUGAGGUUGGAUACACCUUGGACCCUCAGAUGGAGCGAGCAGUAUUGUUUCCUGAUGUUCAAGCAGCAGAAGCACCUAAAUUUCAUCAUACAAAUCUUAAGCGUGUUGGAUUCGAAGGGUAUAUUGGGUGUCCAAGCAACAAUGAAUUCCUUAUUCAACUAUUUAAAAUAGCGGUGUCUCUUCAGGAGAUGACCAUUGAUACCCGGAAUAAUGAUUUUCUAAUACUGGCAUAUGAUGCUCGACGGCUGAAGAAUAUAAGAAGGUGGAUAGAGCAAAUUCCAUGCACUUAUGCUGGCUCCAGAGAAGAAGCAAAAAAGAUGGCUGAAGAAAUGUGCUCCAGUCUUCAUCUCAAAAAACCACAGGUUAUAAUAAGCUAAGUGAAUCUUCGCAGAUAUAUGCACUAUUUGCUAGUUUGCAGUUUAUACUUUCAAAUAAGAUUUUUAGAUGUGAAAUGUACUUUUAUAUAUAUACACACACACAUUAGAUUAUUUAUUUAAUUUUCUGGGAUGGCCUUGGAAA
Molecule: messenger RNA, 1687 nt
Organism: Andrographis paniculata
Lineage: Eukaryota; Viridiplantae; Streptophyta; Magnoliopsida; Lamiales; Acanthaceae
Product: F-box/LRR-repeat protein At3g59190-like
Exons: 5
Coding region: 139-1545 (468 amino acids)
Molecular function (GO): protein binding
Source: RefSeq, a predicted model, not a curated record